Molecule: messenger RNA, 2276 nt
Organism: Vidua chalybeata
Lineage: Eukaryota; Metazoa; Chordata; Aves; Passeriformes; Viduidae
Exons: 5
Coding region: 72-1418 (448 amino acids)
Biological process (GO): regulation of DNA-templated transcription
Source: RefSeq, a predicted model, not a curated record
GCGGGUGAGGCGGCGGGAGGCGCCGGGACCCCCCGGACCCCCCCGGGCUCCCCCGAGACCCCCCGGCCGCCAUGGCGGGGCAGGCGCAGGAGCCGGUGACCUUCAAGGACGUGACGGUGUUCCUGAGCCGGGCCGAGUGGGACUUGCUCACGGCGGGGCAGCGGGAGCUGUACCGGGACGUCGUGUCCGACACCUACGAGCUGCUGACCUCCCUGGGUUAUCCAGGCCCCAAGCCCGAUAUCCUGCACCGGCUGGAGCGUGGGGAAGAGCCGUGGAUCUGCUCAUCUCCAGGACAUGCUGGGAGCUGGCUGGAAGAGCCUUCCUCUGACUGGUGGCCAAGAGCCGGUGUGUACCAGGGGCUGGAGACCUCGUGUCCAGCAGGAUGGAGCACGUUGUGGUGUCUCCAGGACAGGAGCUUCCAGAAGAAGUUUGGCUGUCACGAGGGAAGGAGCGAAUUCCCGUUGGAAGCAGACAGUGGAGUGGGGAGCCAAGCCCAGCCAUGGCUUGUGAAGGAGGAAGUGGAGGAUAAACCUGGACUCAUGGAAGACCUAACCCACAGUGAGACAUCCCUGCUUCAUUCCACGAUGGAACAGCAGAGCCUGGAUCCUUGGGAACAGCUGUGGGAUGGCCCUGGGGAGAGGAAUCACGGGAAUACCCAAAACCAUGGACACGCCUUGGGAGAGGCGGCGCUUCUCCCAGGAACCCGGCAGCUGCGGGUGGAGGAGCUGAGAGCGGCGGCGGCGAAGGACCACGGCUACUGCCUCCGGAGCGAGCCGGCCACGCCCUGCGCCCCGCGGCCCUGCUGCCUGUGGGAACACAACUACUGCCGGCAGCGCCGGGCCGGGAGGAGCCACGGGGCCAGCUCUGUCCGGGCCGCGCGCCGCCGGCUGGCGUGGCGGCAAUUCCACUGGGGCAAGACGGUCCGGAGAGCCAGGGAGAUCCUGCGGCGCUACCAGCCCUACUGGAGGUUGGGGUUUCCGUGGAGAUGCCGCUCCAGCUGCGACGGCGCCGCGCAGGGGACGAACCCCGGGGUUCGUCCUCCGAUGGACGCGGCCGCGCCGCGCCAGCUCUGGAGCGCCGGGAAUGCCGAGGGGGUGACAUCGGACACACGAUAUGUCCCAGAGGGGAUUUUGGGAAGUGGGGCUUCGCCCCCUACCCAAAUCCUGGCUGCAGGAGCGGAGAAGGGAGCAAAGCCUCUGGAGCAUCCAGGUGCCAGCCAGGAGCUUGAAGGAUGUGCGGAACCCCAGAAAUCGCAGGGGGUGUCGCUCCAGGACGUGUUCCGGAAUGUGCUGAGGGCGGUCAGGUACAUACUGGACUCCAUGUGCCAGAAGUUUGAGGUCCAGGGGGUCUCCCAAGGGAAGAGCAUCUGGCCCAUCAUCAUCCAGAUCGACAACUUGACGGAGAUCAGGAAGAACUGACUCCCAGGGGGAAAUUGGAAUUGGAUUCCCACUCAAUCCCCCCCAGUUCCAGGGGUGUUCAGGAGAGAAAAGUGGCAGAGGUGGAUUGAGGGAGGUAAAACUGGAAAUGUGGAGCCUAUCCUGAACUGGGAUUGAUUGAGAGGCUUUGGAGAAAAGCAGUGGGAAAGGGGAGGAUUUGUGUGGCUCAAAGGAGGAAAGAAGGAGAAGGAAGUGAGCAUGGGAUCCUGAAAUCCUGGAAUGGCUUGAGUUGGAAGGGAUGUUAAAUCAAUCUCUAAAAACCAACCAGGGGUUGGGGCUGUGCUCCUGUCACCGAAAUUACAGGAAAAAGAAAAACCCUUCAACAACAUUUUUGGUGUUAGAAAAUUGAGGCAUUUCCUUAUUUCUGGCUGGGAUGUGCAACAGAAAUUAUUUCACCCACAUGUGACCCAGGUGUGCAGAGAAAAUAAUUCCAUGACACGUGAAUUUUACUUGAUUUUUUCUUAAACUUUAUCCAGUCCAAAUCCCAUAGGAAUCCAUUGGUUCAAUGCUCAUUGGUCCCAAAUUGCAGAGUUCUCAGAAUUUGGUUUCUUAUGGGACCGGGAUUUUUUUUGCCUCUGACGUUUAUUAGGCCCUCACUAAUUUCUUUAUCAGCCUUUUCCAGCCCCAGGGUUCUGGGGUAGAUGUUCCUUGGUGUUUGCUGAUGGUUGUUUUCUUUUUGGGUGUCUUUUGGGCUAUUCCCAGUUUGUUGAGAUGUUAAGAUUAUCAGGCCUCACAGAGGAGAAAAAUACCCUCGGAAAAAUACUACUCUAAUUCCCUUCUCCAAGGCAAAUGCAAACUGAGCCUGACUAGAGAAAUAAAAUAAAGAAAUUUUAGAAGUUG